Scomber scombrus (Atlantic mackerel) is the source of this 1172-nucleotide messenger RNA. It is a transcript of the gene cideb, whose product is annotated as cell death inducing DFFA like effector b. The record is from RefSeq and is a predicted model, not a curated record. The coding region runs from base 129 to 761 and encodes 210 amino acids. Lineage: Eukaryota; Metazoa; Chordata; Actinopteri; Scombriformes; Scombridae. The transcript is spliced from 5 exons. Gene Ontology annotation, biological process: regulation of apoptotic process; apoptotic process.
CAUGUUCAGAGCAAAGUCCACCUGCUGGGUCAAAUACAAGCAGUGCUGACAUUAUUACAGUUGAUCUCACUAAAAACUAACCAACAAAAAUAUAUCAAGGCUGUGAGAAGAGCAAGACACCGACCAGAAUGGAUACCACGUCUUCAUUUCUCAAAUCCGUAACCAAGCGAGUUUGGUCGCCGCCACAGCGACCGUUCAGGGUGUGCAGUCAAAACAGGGAGACCAAGAAGGGCAUCACCGCUGGAACCCUGGAGGAGCUGAAAGAGAGGGUAUGCCAAGCGUUGCUGCUGUCCCUCUCUGCACUGUCUCUGUCUCUGGUGUGUGAGGAGGACGGUACCGAGGUGGACUCUGAGGAGUUCCUCAUGACCCUGGCCGACAACACCAUGCUCAUGGCUCUGGAGCCCGGACAGACAUGGACACCACAAGUGGGUGCAAUAGUUUCCAGAUCUCAAGACUACAACAAGCCUCGGACAGGAAAGGACAUCGCCCGCGUCACCUUUGACCUUUACCGAAUCAGCCCAAGGGACCUGUUCGGCUCCCUGAGCGUGAAGGCCACAUUUCAAGGCCUGUACUCCGUCAGCGCUGAUUUUCAGUGUCUGGGGCCCAAGAAAGUCAUCAGAGAGACUCUUCGUGUUGCCUCCACCCUCCUUCAGGCCGCCGGACACCUGCUCAUCACUACUGCCUCCAUGAUCCGCCGCAUUAUCGAAGGCGCUGAGCUUUGGCAGCCACAGAGGGGAGAGUACACCGCCAACUGGAACUGACAGAGCUGAGAGAGAGACAUCUGAUAUUAUAAUACGGAUUCUUCUGAGUUCACUCCGAGUAAUGAGCUUCUCAUUUGGUAGCCAGGGUGUUGUCUAAAUUAGUUUACCUCCUUAAGAGGGAGAAAAUAAACAUGAACACCUGUUAAGGUGGUAUUAAUAACAGUGAUGCUCUUUUAUGUGGUGAUUGUAUAACAGUGAACCUUUAACAUUUUGAUGAUUUCAGGUUGUAAAAAGAAUGAGUUGGACAAAAAAAAGAGAAACGCAUCUUAUAUGAUUGUGUUAGAAACUGUAUUUAGCAACUAUGGUAGCUUUAUAAUGUAUGUCGGGUAACAUGAGAGUGAAUUCCAUAGCUAUUAAUGUACUUAUUUUCUGUGCAAUAUAUUCUACAUAAUAAACAUAAACUUGAUUGUG